Messenger RNA from Quercus robur (English oak), 707 nucleotides. RefSeq names its product glutathione S-transferase L3-like. The record is from RefSeq and is a predicted model, not a curated record. Lineage: Eukaryota; Viridiplantae; Streptophyta; Magnoliopsida; Fagales; Fagaceae. Gene Ontology annotation, molecular function: glutathione transferase activity. The coding region runs from base 1 to 642 and encodes 213 amino acids. The transcript is spliced from 8 exons.
AUGGCUCAAUUGCAGGUUUUAGGCGUGGUGGUCUGCAGAGUUUUCCGAGUACCAACGCCGGCAGGUGCGGGAUUACAAGACAAGACUAAGUUAGUUCCAAUUAACAUUCAGAACAGGCUUGCCUGGUACAAAGAGAAAGUCUACCAUGUAAACAAGGUGCCCUCAUUGGAACACAAUGGCAAAGUCAUUGGGGAGAGCCUUGAUUUGAUUAAAUAUGUAGACAGCAACUUUGAAGGGCGCCCUUCUCUUCACCCCAACGAUCCUGCUAAAAAAGAGUUUGCUGAAGAAUUGAUAACCUACAGUGAUACCUUCAACAAGAUAGUGUUCGCGUCAUUCAAAGGAGAUACAGUCAAAGAAGCUGGUCCUGCUUUUGACCACCUAGAGAAUGCUCUUCAUAAAUUUAAUGAUGGGCCUUUCUUCCUUGGCCAUGAGUUCAGUUUGGUGGACAUAACUUACAUCCCGUUUGUUGAAAAAUUCCAAGCCUUCCUUUCAGGAGUUUGGAAUUAUGAGAUCACUGCAGGAAGGCCUAAACUUGCUAAGUGGAUCGAGGAGGUGAACAAGAUUGAUGCUUACAAGCCAACAAAGACGGAUCCCAAAGUGAUCGUUGAAUUAUACAGUUCCCUCUUUUUGGCUAAGCACUGAACAUACCAGCACAAUUCAAUUGGGCGUUAAUUAGUGAAAUAAGUGGCUGUUUUUUUUUUUUUUUU